AUGUCAUCCUCAGCCCAUUUUACUGAAUCUGGGAGUUUCCAACGUCAGUCCGAUGAGUUUGCUACCUGGCUGGCUAGUAGACCCGGUGUCAGGGUGAAUUCAAAGAUUCUUAUCGCGGAUUUAAGAGGGAACGCUGCCGGAAGAGGUGUCGUCGCUCAGGCCGAUAUUCUCGAAGGCGAAGAGCUUUUCACAAUUCCCCGCGGUCUCGUUCUCUCGACUUACAAUUCGAAGCUGAAGGAUCUUCUUCCCCAAGACGUGGAGGAACUUGGCCCAUGGCUGUCGCUUAUCCUAGUGAUGAUCUAUGAGUGUCUCCUAGGCGAUCAGUCUGCCUGGGCCCCGUACUUUAAGGUUCUUCCCCAAAAUUUCGACACCCUGAUGUUCUGGUCACCGUCCGAGCUUCAAGAGCUUCAGGGAAGUGCGAUUGUCGACAAAAUCGGAAAGCAGAGUGCAGAGGAAUCUAUUCUUGAAACGAUAGCCCCAAUCAUACGAUCUAAUCCUUCUCUUUUCCCGCCCAUUGGCGGUCUGCCUUCGUACGAUGGUGAUGUCGGCGCCCAAGCCCUUCUUCACCUUUCCCACAUCAUGGGUUCGCUUAUUAUGGCCUAUGCGUUCGAUAUCGAGAAGCCUGAUGACGGGGACGACGAGCGUGUUGGUGAAGAUGGAUAUUUGACUGACGAAGAAGAUGAACAAUCAUCCAAGGGUAUGGUGCCUCUCGCAGACAUGUUGAACGCAGACGGAGACCGGAACAACGCCCGUCUAUUCCAGGAAGAAGAUUCCUUGGCUAUGAAGGCCAUCAAACCCAUCAAAGCAGGAGAAGAGAUUUUCAACGACUACGGAGAGAUCCCCCGUGCUGAUCUUCUGAGACGCUACGGCUAUGUGACAGAUAACUACGCCCCUUACGAUGUUAUUGAAUUAUCACUCAGUCAACUCUGCAACGCGGCCAGCCUUCAAAAUGCCAGCAUCGAAAGUCAACCCUCCCUCCAACUUUUAGAAUCCCUAGAACUCCUUGAUGACGGAUACGCCAUUCCCAGACCUUCAUCCAAGGACUCGCUGACAGAUAUCCUCCCGGAUGAGCUUCUCUUACUUCUCAAGACCCUGGCAUUGCCGGUCGAGGAACUCGCGCGCCUCCAGCAAAAACAAAAGCCCCCGAAGCCAUCAUUCGGACAACCAGAAGCAAGAAUUCUCUCUAGAGCAAUCCAGCUCAACCAAUCUCAAUACGGCACAACAUUGUUGCAAGACCAAGAACUCCUGGCCCAGCUCAAGCAGUUAGAAGCCACCUCCGGCCCUGCCGAGGGAUCUACCCGACGACUAAAAAUGGCCAUCCAAGUUCGACUCGGUGAAAAGGAGAUCCUCCAGGAUCUCUCUGCCAAACUCGACGCCUAUCUAGCCAAUUCCGCUCCAGCUGCUCACAAAAGAACCGCGAGCGGGGAUGACCACGAUUCGCGGAGAACAAAAGCGCAAAGAACCUAGUCCAUCGUCCUCGAUUUUCCGAUAUACUCUAUAAUACCAGGCGUGGGAAAAAGUUUUCUUUUUUUGCGUUUUAUUAGAAUUGAUUAAUUAUUGUUUUUUUUUUCUUCGUUGCUGACCUCAUAGCUCCGCUAUCCGUACAUGAUUCUAUCGACCCAUCCAUCCAUCGACUGCAGGGGAAAUAAAAAAAAAAAAAUUCAGAGCAAGAGAGAAAAAGAAAAACUGGCUAUGUACACUAACAUUCGCAUAAUCCUAGGUCGUUAAAAAAGGGAUAAGAUAACCAU
Aspergillus ochraceoroseus IBT 24754 is the source of this 1748-nucleotide messenger RNA. RefSeq names its product ribosomal lysine N-methyltransferase. Lineage: Eukaryota; Fungi; Ascomycota; Eurotiomycetes; Eurotiales; Aspergillaceae. The record is from RefSeq and is a predicted model, not a curated record. Gene Ontology annotation, cellular component: nucleus. Gene Ontology annotation, biological process: peptidyl-lysine monomethylation. The transcript is spliced from 4 exons. The coding region runs from base 1 to 1467 and encodes 488 amino acids. Gene Ontology annotation, molecular function: protein-lysine N-methyltransferase activity; protein binding.